Molecule: messenger RNA, 1204 nt
Organism: Xenopus laevis (African clawed frog)
Lineage: Eukaryota; Metazoa; Chordata; Amphibia; Anura; Pipidae
Gene: atraid.S
Product: all-trans retinoic acid induced differentiation factor S homeolog
Source: RefSeq, marked provisional
GUCAACAUGGCUGCCUUGUUACUGUGCGUCUACUUCCUGCUCGGUGUGAUGUGCGGAGAGGCGACAGGCCAGGAGCAGGUGUGUGAGACGUGCCCGGGGUCACUGAGACAUUCCAGUCAAGUGUCCCGUCUGUGCCGAGAAACCCCCGGAGCUAAAAGUCACGCGCGCUGCUGCCUGAGGCUCAUUAAUGACAGACACGUGAUCAUCGGACUGGACCUGUGGAACUGCUCGUUGUCUCACCUGGAUCCCUCCCUCACACUCUCACCUGCUGCUCUUGUUCUAGACCUCUCCUCUAACCCUCUGCAAGAUCUCCCCAGUGAGUUUUUCCGUGGCUUGUUGGGGCUGCAGUACAUCGCACUCCCUGCAACCCUCGGCUGCCCCGGGGGCAACGACUCAUGGGAAAAUGUGACUGUGACCUCAACUGUGAGAGAGUGUCGGGAUCAGAGGAGCACGUGUAACGGUACAGCCGAGUGGGUGCUGUGUCCAGAGAACGCUGUGUGCUCCCCAGAUGGGCCGGGAUACACUCAGUGCUUGUGUGAGACAGGAUUCCAUGGGUACAAGUGCCUGAGAGAGGGCUCAUUUCCCAUUCUCAUGUUCUUUGGGAUCCUCGGCCUGGUAACCGCCUGUCUGUCUGUCCUGUUGUGGUGCACACAACGCAGGAAAGUAAAGAGCCAAUGAGCGAGGAGAUAUUCCGGCCUCCACUCACUGAGAAGGUCCUGAUUGGUCACAAGGAACUGGCUGAACUGAUCAGAUGGGCCAUUCCCCGGCCUUUACACUUGGAAUUGGUCCCAUUAAUCUUCCAACUGGAAAACUGUUAUCAUGUGACUCAUUAUAGUGGAACGUUUAUAUAAAGCUCGUGUUUCCCAAAAUGAUUUUAUUGAUGUGACGCUGUUGGGAAAAUGUCAACUUGGGGCCCCGUGUGGGUUCUGUACGGGAGUUGGUGAAGCUGUAAAUCCCAUGAGGAGGGGAGUCUGUGGCCAAAGUAUUUAUCACUGGACUGGGGAACUGACCGAAAUAUUAGCAGAUCUGUAGGGGGGAACCAUUCCCUUCCCAGCAGUCACUCUGCUCUCUCAUCAGUCUCUAUAUUGGGUCAGUCUCUAUAUUGGAUCAGUCCAUAUAUAUAUAUUGUAUCUGUAUCAGUCUAUAUAUAUUGGAUCAGUCCAUGCACCUGCUGUUUGACACUAAUAAACUAUUCCUUAACCCA